Stegostoma tigrinum is the source of this 3672-nucleotide messenger RNA. It is a transcript of the gene cnot10, whose product is annotated as CCR4-NOT transcription complex, subunit 10. Gene Ontology annotation, biological process: negative regulation of translation; mRNA catabolic process. The coding region runs from base 101 to 2344 and encodes 747 amino acids. Gene Ontology annotation, molecular function: protein binding. Gene Ontology annotation, cellular component: CCR4-NOT complex. The record is from RefSeq and is a predicted model, not a curated record. The transcript has 19 exons. Lineage: Eukaryota; Metazoa; Chordata; Chondrichthyes; Orectolobiformes; Stegostomatidae.
CUGAUUUCCGGCGGGGCCUUGGGUACACGGUACUACACCUUACCCGGCUCUGGGGCUUGGGCUCCUUCCCCGUCCUGGGGAGGGGGGGCGGAAGAAGUGAAUGGGAAUCAUGUCAGAUCCUUCUGCGGCGAGUAAUGGAGAUCAGAAUACUGAUGUGAAAACAGAGAGUAAUUCUCUUUCUUCAGGGGUUGCUGACCAUGUCAAGGAGCUUGCAAACAAUGCUUAUCAGGCUUACACUUCCGGACAGUUUGACGCUUGUCUGCAAUAUCUGGGUCAUCUGCAAGAGCUGAACAAAGAUGAUUACAAAAUAUCUCUGAAUAAAGCGGUGGCAGAGUUCUACAAAAAUGGACAGACUUUGACAGAUACCUUAAGGCAGACUCUCAACCUGUUGAAAAAUCAGGUCCAUUCCACAGUUGAAGAAAUGGAUGGACUGGAUGAUGUUGAGAACAGUAUGCUUUAUUACAAUCAAGCAAUCAUUCUUUACCAUCUCCGCCAGUACACUGAAGCUAUAUCAAUUGGAGAAAAACUCUACCAAUUCAUAGAGCCUUUUGCAGAAGAGAAAUUUGCCCAGGCUUUGUGUUUCUUGCUUGUUGAUCUUUAUCUAUUGACGUACCAGCCUGAGAAAGCUUUGCUGCUGCUUGCUGUUCUGGAGAAAAUGAUUUCACAAGGAAACAAUAAAAAUGGCAAGCCCAGUGAGGCUUAUAAGGAUGUCUCUAAUCAGAAGGUUGAUGCUGGAGUUAUGGUGGAAGCGACUAAAUCCAAAAUUCAUCAGUGUAAAGUUAGAGCCUAUGUCCAGAUGAAAUCUUUAAAAGCCUGUAAACGGGAAAUCAAAUCUGUUAUGAAUACAGCUGGAAAUUCUGCUCCCUCCCUAUUUCUCAAGAGCAAUUUUGAGUAUUUAAGGGGGAAUUAUCGAAAAGCAGUGAAGCUGUUGAACAGUGCAAAUAUUACAGAUCAUCCUGGAUUCCUAAGCACAGGUGAAUGUAUUAGAUGCAUGUUCUGGAAUAACCUUGGGUGCAUCCACUUUGCAAUGGGGAAGCACAAUCUUGGAAUUUUCUACUUUAAAAAGGCUUUGCAGGAGAAUGAUGCUGCUUGUGUGCAAUUAGCAGGAAUGAGCACGGACCAAGGAAAGAAGUUUUCAGGCAGACCUAUGAGUACACUGCUCACAAACAAGCGAUACGAACUGUUACAUAACUGUGGAAUCCAGCUUUUGCACAUAGGUAGGCCCCUGGCAGCAUUUGAGUGUCUGAUGGAGGCAGUUCAAGUCUACCACUCCAAUCCACGACUUUGGUUAAGGCUGGCAGAGUGCUGCAUUGCUGCCAACAAGGGGACAGCAGAGCAAGAGACCAGAGGACUGCCCAGCAAGAAAGGAAUUGUACAGUCAAUUCUGGGGCAAGGUUAUCACCAAAAGAUAGUCUUGGCCUCACAGUCCAUGCAGAACACUGUUUAUAACGACGGGCAGUCUUCGGCCAUUCCUGUUGCUAGCAUGGAGUUUGCAGCUAUCUGCUUAAGAAAUGCCUUGCUGCUGCUCCCUGAAGAUCAACAGGAGACCAAGAAAGAUAAUGGUUUAAGAAAUUUCAAUCAAUCAGGCAGUGGUGAAACUAGCAAUGAAAAUACUGAGGCCUGCAGUGGUAAGCCUCAUGAAGGAGAUAAGUUCUUAGUUCCAGGUCCACCAUCUUCUCCUUUAAGGAAGGAGGAAUUGGAUAAUCUGAGAUGUUCUAUCCUGGCUGGCAGUGCAUAUGUUGCCCUUGCACUUGGUGACAACCUUAUGGCCUUAAAUCAUGCAGAGAAUCUUCUGCAGCAGACUAAACUAUCUGGGUCUCUAAAGUUUCUGGGUCACUUGUACGCAGCAGAGUCACUCAUCUCUCUGGAUAGGAUCUCUGAUGCCAUCACUCACUUGAACCCUGAAAAUGUCACUGAUGUGUUUCUGGGAGUUUCAUCAAAUGAACAAGAUCAAGGAUCAGACAGAGGGGAAAAUGAACAGAUGGAGAACUCUGGCAAACAGAUUCUGCAGUGUUACCCUAAUUCGGUUUCAUCUGCUUGUGCAAUGAUGCUUUUCAACCUGGGCAGUGCAUAUUGCCUACGUAGUGAAUAUGACAAGGCACGCAAAUGUCUUCACCAGGCUGCUUCAAUGGUUAAUCCCAAAGAGAUCCCUCCAGAAGGUAUCCUACUGGCUGUAUACCUUGAAUUGCAGAAUGGUAACACGCAGUUGGCACUACAAAUCAUCAAGAGGAAUCAGCUGUUGCCCUCACUGAAAGCCCUGUCGUCUGAUAUAAAAAAGAAGUCAGUGUUUCAGUCCAUUCAGACAGUUCAGCCACCACCAUUCAACACCGUCCAAAGGAAAUGAGACUUCAACACCAGUCGCUGUUGUGCGUUUUCCUCCAGGUGUUUUACAACUGCGAAACAGAGUCGGAAAUGUUGGAAGGGGUAACAUCCCUUAUUCUGAGUGCCAACAGCUCGCUGGGGCAGAAAUGCAGAUUCUUCAGUCAAUACUUUGAUAAAGAUGUGGAAAACUUUUUGUUUUAGAUUUGGACCUCAAAAGUGUCCUGGCAGUGGAACAAGGAUAAAUUCAUAACGUUUCUGGAAUUUGUAGGUUUGUUGAGUUUUUCUAAACGUUUUCUGGGUAAUAAUUUGUAAUUGCAGUAUUUAUAGCUGUUUUAGGUUUGUUCCCUGUUAAUAUUUCCAGCUAUUAAAUUGGUGUAAUGAUUACACUGUAUGUUAACAAAAAACCAUUUUUUAUAUUGCCCCUUUAGUAACCCGCCAAUACUGUGUAUGUUACUGAACACUUAUGUAUGUUAUCCUUUAGUCAAGCUGCCUUGGAGAUAAUUGGUUGAGCUUUUGUUCCAGGAGAACAAGUGAAAGAUUGAUAAAUUAUACUUCGCAAUAUUUGUCCCUUGAGGUGGGAUUUACAAGUCCCCUUGGUUCACCUUUUAAGUGCUGGCAAUGCCACUGCCCUAGCUAAGGUGGGGAUGAGGAGGAUAGACAGCUGGAGAGUCUGAACCAAAUAAAAUGCCCAGGGAUAUGAUUUCUUCUAAAUGACUAUUGUCAAUCAUUUAUGGGAGUAUCUCUUAACUGGUUAACUGUGCUCACUACCUUUUGUAAAUAGUCUUUACCAAGGUUUUUGGGGGCAAUCUAUUUUUUUUGGAGAUACUUAUUCUGUGUAAAAACUACAGGCCUAACAAAAGAUAUUAAAAGUUGAAUUAUACAAAGUAAAUAAAAAACAUUGUGAGUUUUAUACUGUAAUUUUAAUUAGGGAAGGUCCAAAUUGGAUGCAUUCUCUGCAGUGCGAUCUCACUUUACCAAGAGGUAGCCAACCAAAACUGAUUUGCCAAAGGGCUUUGUAAAUGUAGUGAUCCACUCUGGAUGCAUGACAUUGCUGCUAAAGAGAGCAGUGCCCAGAAUUGCCCACCAUGCUGGGUGGACCCUGCAACCACAGUAUAUUGCUGUUAUUGUAACAUCCCUGAUUAAUAUUAGACGACUAUCAAGCUAUCGACUAUAAUUAUCGAUUCUCCUCCACCCAGUAAACAGGCCACUGUCUGGGUUAGUGCACGAAUGUGAGAUUCCAAUGUAUUAUAAAAUGUGACAAGUCGGGCAGUCCUAAAUAUAGAAAAUAAAAUGAUAUUUUCGAAAUAUAGUUGAUUCUGCAAUUGUGAAUAAAAUACAAGCAUAGUGAAA